Aedes aegypti (yellow fever mosquito) is the source of this 1141-nucleotide messenger RNA. It is a transcript of the gene Gmer, whose product is annotated as probable GDP-L-fucose synthase. Gene Ontology annotation, molecular function: GDP-L-fucose synthase activity. The transcript has 4 exons. Bases 124 to 1095 code for a protein of 323 amino acids. Gene Ontology annotation, biological process: nucleotide-sugar biosynthetic process. The record is from RefSeq and is a predicted model, not a curated record. Lineage: Eukaryota; Metazoa; Arthropoda; Insecta; Diptera; Culicidae.
CUGCUGCAGUCGUCAACAAAAACACCGGAUGACUUGACGACCAUCUGAGUGGCAAGCAAAUUAAAUUUAUUUUAAAAUUUUAUUCUGUUUUAGACUCCGUAAGACGGUUUUCACCACUGAAUAAUGGCGAUGACCGUGCUGGUAACGGGAGGAACCGGACUCGUUGGCAAAGCCAUACAAAAGGUCAUUGGGGAUGAGAAACCGGCCGAUGAAAAGUGGGUCUUCGUUGGGUCGAAGGAUGCGGAUCUCACGGAUCUGCAAUCCACACGUGCAAUGUUCGAGCGGCACCAGCCAACACACGUGAUCCAUCUGGCUGCGAUGGUGGGUGGACUAUUCCACAACAUGAACAACAACUUGGACUUCCUGCGCAAGAACAUUCAAAUCAACGACAACGUGUUGCUGCUGAGCCACGAGUUCAAGGUGCGCAAGGUGGUAUCCUGCCUGUCGACGUGCAUCUUCCCGGACAAGACCACCUAUCCCAUUGAUGAGACGAUGAUCCACAACGGACCACCUCAUGACUCAAACUUCGGAUAUAGCUAUGCCAAACGGUUGAUCGAUAUCACCAAUCGAGCCUAUAACCAACAACAUGGCGAUAUGUUUACUUCAGUGGUUCCGUGUAAUGUGUUCGGUCCGUAUGACAACUUCACUCCUGGGGUCAGUCACGUCAUUCCCGGUAUGAUUCAUCGAUUGCAUGAGAUCAUGUAUUUAAAAGAUCAAGAGAAACCCCGAGAGGAGAAAGUGUUCCCCGUCUACGGAACAGGAAAACCGCUGCGACAGUUUAUCUAUUCCAUCGAUUUGGCAAAACUAUUCAUUUGGGUUUUAAGAAGCUACGAGAGUGUGGAUCCCAUUAUUCUUUCGGUUGACGAAGAAGCCGAAGUAUCGAUUGCACAGCUGGCUGAGUCAUUGGUGAAAGCGUUCGACUUUAAGGGCAAGAUUGAAUUUGAUACCAGUAAGGCUGAUGGACAAUACAAAAAGACGGCAUCGAAUGCUAAACUUAGGAAGUUGUUACCAGAUUUCAAGUUUACUGACUUCGAUAGCGCGAUAAAGGAAUCGGUUCAGUGGUAUGUGGAAAAUUAUGACAAUGCGCGAAAAUGAUGAGUUUUGUUUCGUUGUUGAUAAAUAAACUUUUUUGGACUACAAA